Molecule: messenger RNA, 3411 nt
Organism: Tupaia belangeri chinensis (Chinese tree shrew)
Lineage: Eukaryota; Metazoa; Chordata; Mammalia; Scandentia; Tupaiidae
Gene: CIPC
Product: CLOCK interacting pacemaker
Exons: 4
Coding region: 329-1528 (399 amino acids)
Biological process (GO): negative regulation of circadian rhythm; negative regulation of DNA-templated transcription
Cellular component (GO): nucleus
Source: RefSeq, a predicted model, not a curated record
GAAUAGUCGGGGCUUUCGGGGGACGGAGGGCCAAAUGGGGGGGAACCCACAGGGGCGUCCUUCUCCUGUUUAAUUUAUUUUGCUGUGUGAGGCGGACUUGCUGGGAUACGGAAUCGCAUUUGGGGAGGGGGCAUGUGCGAGGAGCAGGUGGGUUGAGUCCGUUAGGGGAGGUGGGCCUCUGGCCCAGUCUGGGGGGCAAUAACCCACUGGACUACCUGGUGGGGAUAGCAUCUGGAGGCCUGCCUGGCUGUGAGCAGAGGGUCAGGGAAUGGGCAGGGCGAUUCAGAUGAAAAGAGUACCGAUGAGUGCGCUGGCAGCCUGGUAAAACAUGGAGAGGAAAAACCCAUCCAGAGAGAGCCCCAGGAGACUCUCGGCCAAACCAGGCAAAGGCACAGAGAUGAAGAAAGUGGCCCGGCAGCUCGGCAUGGCGGCUGCAGAGUCAGAUAAGGACUCCGGAUUUUCAGAUGGGAGCUCAGAAUGUCUGAGCUCUGCAGAGCAGAUGGAGUCCGAGGACAUGCUGAGCGCCUUAGGCUGGAGCAGAGAAGACAGGCCAAGGCAGAGUGCCAAAGCCGCAAACAAUGCCUUCCCUACGCUGUCCCCCAUGGUCGUCAUGAAGAAUGUGCUGGUCAAACAGGGCAGCAGCUCAUCCCAGCUCCAGUCGUGGACCGUCCAGCCCUCCUUUGAAGUGAUCUCGGCACAGCCCCAGCUCCUGUUCCUUCAUCCACCUGUUCCGUCUCCUGUCAGUCCAUGUCACACUGGCGAGAAAAAGUCGGACCCCAGGAACUACUUGCCCAUUCUCAAUUCUUACACCAAAAUAGCCCCACACCCAGGUAAACGGGGCCUCUCCAUCAGCCCUGAAGAAAGAGGAGCAAGUGGAAUGCAGAAGAAAAUCUGUACUGAGAGACUGGGGUCCAGCUUGUCUUCCAGUGAGCCGACCAAGACUGGUGCUGCACCGUCCAGUCCCUCAACUCCAGCGCCACCCAGCGCCAAGCUCACUGAGGACUCUGCUCCACAGGGUGUGCCCUCCCUGGUGGCAGGGGGCAGUCCUCAGACUCUGCAGCCAGUGUCCAGCAGCCAUGUGGCGAAAGCGCCCAGUCUCACCUUCGCUUCCCCAGCCAGUCCUGUCUGUGCGUCAGACAGUACCCUCCACGGGUUAGAGAGCAACUCACCCCUCUCACCACUGUCAGCCAAUUAUAGCUCACCUUUGUGGGCUGCGGAGCACCUCUGCCGCAGCCCCGAUCUCUUUUCAGAGCAGCGGCAGAGCAAACACAGGCGCUUCCAGAAUACCCUCGUAGUCCUACACAAAUCUGGUUUGCUGGAGAUCACUUUGAAAACUAAGGAGUUGAUUCGUCAGAACCAGGCAACUCAGGUGGAACUAGACCAGCUAAAGGAGCAAACCCAGCUGUUUAUAGAGGCCACCAAGAGCAGGGCUCCUCAGGCUUGGGCCAAGCUGCAGGCAUCUUUGACAUCUGGGGCCGGUCAGACUGCCCGUGACCUAGACGCUUUCUCUGACCACCCCGACAUAUAGCAGAAGGCCUGCUUUCCUGUUACUUGAGUGGUUCUGCUGUUACCUACUCCUGUUUCCCAAAGCUUAUGUAAGAGAUUUUCCUCCUAAACCUAAACUGUUCAGCAGUUCACUUACAAAGCCACGUGCCGAUACCUGGCUGUUGUCUGCGCCUGUAGUCCGGGCACAGGUUACAUUAUGUCUCCGUUCCACUGAGGACUUCCAGUUCAGAGUGUCCUUGAGUCUCUUCUCUUUACCCUGCAGGCACUUGGAUGGAUCACGGGGCAGAACAUGAGAGAGAGUUGUGUGGGCUCUUCUAGCUGUCACCUCCCACCACCCUACUCAUUCACUGGGAUCAGGGGUGCCGUGAUAUGGAUGAGCAUACAGAGUGACACCUGUCAAGCCAGGGAGUAGGCGACAUAAGGAUCUCUUGGUGGAGACGUGUUUGCAUUCCACCAGGCAUGGUGCCAGUUGGGCACAACCUCAAAUGCUUCGGACACAGGUUGUGCCUGGGUGCAAGCACUUAAUCACUUAAUGCUUCGCUUUCUUACACUUGAAAGGCAAGGGGAAAGGGUAGUGCUAUUUGACUCAUACUCUUGAAUCACAAGCCAGAUUUCACUUAAACAAGUAGGCAAAAUACUUCAGAUUUUUAAGGUGUGGAAUGGAUUCAGUACAAUCUGGAAUUGUAGUUGAUGACUUGCUUUUUAGACAGAGGCUAAAAAAAAAAAAAAAUAGACAUGACCAGCAUCUCUUGGUGAAGAACUGGAGGAUUCUGGCCAUUUAUGCUCGUUUUUUCUCUUCUUUUGAAACAGUACAACCUGUUCUGUGUCUACAGUUAGCUCCAGUGGUUUCUGAGGUAUCUUAUAAAUUAUCCCUCUGUUACCACUCUGUUUUUUUUUUUUCUUUGUUUUUAUUUUAAAAAAAAAAAAAAAAGCUCAAUACACUGAUCUGAAAUCAUGCUGAGGGUUUGAUAAGUCUGCACAAAUGGGAAGGUAGCUUUUUUAUCCAUUUCUAUUUUCACAUCCCAAGUUUUCACUUACCCUGUCAGAAUGAGGGUGAGUGAGAAUGGAGCAGUGUCUUUUAGGCGUGGCCACAAAGCCAAAGUGUUGCUUAUAUGAAGUUCAUCUCAGAAUGGACAAUGGGAUGCGACAACCCAGAUGAUCCACAUUGUUUUCAGCUCCCCUGUGUUAGAUAACUAGAUUUGUAAGUAGUGACGUUUUAACAUUUUUUUAUCCUCAUUUAAAAAUGUCAUCCUCUUGAAAGUCUUUGUUUUUCUACAAAUUAAUUUGGUGUGAUUCAUCUUUUCUGCAAAGAAAAUAUUCUUAAAGUUUUUCCAAAACCUAAACUUAAUAAUCAUAUUUCCUAUGUGGAAUAAAGUUAUAAAAGUUGUAAAACUCUAACUUAGGUUUAUAAGGCUUCAGAUUGUCACCACUUUGCUCACAAACAUGUCUGGUUUAGAUCUGACCAGUUUAGAGAGAACUCACGUGAAAUGUCUAGAUUCCCCUGACCAGUGCAGAAUUAUUACCUGUCAUUUGCUUCCUGAAGAGUCUCAGUAAUUAGUGAGUGUGUCUUUAAGCAGAUUCAGCUCAUGUUUUUCUCUCGGCCACUCUGUCUCCCCGAGUCAGUAUGGUACUGUGGCAGCUCUGCUCUGCACCAUGCUAGCAAGCUUCCUUUUUGGCAGAGUGGGUUUGGCAGCAAAGCUACAGAGACAGGUGCAUUCAGAACAGCCUGAGCACCCGUCAUGAGUCUUACUGAGUGUCAAAAAUCUGAAAACGCUUGCUGAGAAUCCAAUUUAUUCCAUUGGAAAAACCGUCUGUGGAGCUAUAAACCUCUUGGACUCUUCUUCCUGGACGAGGUCUGCCUUUCCCUCCCUGUCAUAGUAAAAGAUGAUGAAAGCCGUCAUAGAG